Messenger RNA from Trichosurus vulpecula (common brushtail), 3603 nucleotides. It is a transcript of the gene KCNQ3, whose product is annotated as potassium voltage-gated channel subfamily Q member 3. The coding region runs from base 1 to 2361 and encodes 786 amino acids. Gene Ontology annotation, molecular function: voltage-gated potassium channel activity. Gene Ontology annotation, biological process: potassium ion transport; transmembrane transport. The record is from RefSeq and is a predicted model, not a curated record. Lineage: Eukaryota; Metazoa; Chordata; Mammalia; Diprotodontia; Phalangeridae. Gene Ontology annotation, cellular component: membrane. The transcript is spliced from 16 exons.
AUGGCUGGUGAUUUCUUGGCUGGCGUGUUAACACGAGUAUGGGGCCUGCGGCUUAAAGAUAACGCAAAAAUGAAUCCUAAACACCGUGGACAAAUUGACAAUGUGCCGUUUCUAAUCGUUCUGGGGUGCUUAAUCUUGGCAGUACUGACCACGUUCAAGGAGUACGAGACUGUUUCAGGAGAUUGGCUGCUAUUAUUGGAAACAUUUGCCAUUUUCAUCUUUGGGGCUGAGUUUGCUUUGAGGAUCUGGGCUGCAGGAUGUUGCUGCAGGUACAAAGGAUGGAGGGGGAGACUGAAGUUUGCAAGAAAGCCAUUGUGUAUGCUCGACAUCUUUGUACUGAUUGCUUCAGUGCCAGUGGUCGCUGUUGGAAACCAAGGCAACGUCCUGGCCACCUCACUCCGGAGUUUACGGUUCCUACAGAUUUUGCGCAUGCUCCGCAUGGACAGAAGGGGUGGCACCUGGAAACUCCUGGGUUCUGCAAUUUGUGCCCACAGCAAAGAACUCAUCACUGCCUGGUAUAUUGGGUUCCUGACGCUGAUCCUUUCCUCAUUUCUUGUCUACCUGGUGGAGAAAGAUGUGCCUGAGAUCGAUGCUCAAGGAGUGGAGAUGAAAGAAGAGUUUGAGACCUACGCUGAUGCGCUCUGGUGGGGCCUGAUUACCCUGGCAACCAUUGGUUAUGGAGACAAGACCCCCAAAACCUGGGAAGGCCGUCUGAUUGCAGCCACCUUUUCCCUAAUUGGAGUCUCAUUUUUUGCUCUUCCAGCUGGAAUUCUUGGAUCAGGGCUGGCUCUCAAGGUACAAGAACAACAUCGACAGAAACAUUUUGAGAAAAGAAGGAAACCAGCAGCUGAGCUCAUACAGGCUGCCUGGAGGUAUUAUGCGACUAAUCCCAACAGGAUUGAUCUCGUGGCUACUUGGAGAUUUUAUGAAUCCAUCGUUUCUUUUCCAUAUUUCAGAAAAGAGCAGUUGGAGGCAGCAGCCAGCCAAAAGCUGGGUCUCUUGGAUCGGGUUCGACUUUCUAAUCCUCGUGGUACCAAUACUAAAGGAAAGCUAUUUACCCCUCUGAAUGUAGAUGCCAUAGAAGAAAGCCCUUCCAAAGAGCCAAAAAAUGUUGGCUUGAACAAUAAGGAACGUUUUCGGACUGCAUUCCGAAUGAAAGCGUACGCCUUUUGGCAGAGUUCUGAAGAUGCUGGGACAGGAGAACCCAUGACUGAAGAACGGGGCUACAGUAAUGAAUUCCUCAUAGAAGACAUGAUCCCCACACUCAAGUCGGUCAUCAGAGCAGUCAGAAUACUACAAUUCCGUCUCUACAAAAAAAAAUUCAAGGAGACUUUGAGGCCUUAUGACGUAAAGGAUGUUAUUGAACAGUAUUCUGCAGGACAUCUGGAUAUGCUUUCCAGAAUAAAGUACCUUCAGACAAGAGUAGAUAUGAUCUUCACCCCUGGACCUCCGUCUACUCCCAAACACAAGAAAUCCCAACGAGGCGGAGUCUUCACCUAUCCUUCCCAGCAGUCUCCAAGAAAUGAUCCGUAUGUAGCCAAAGCAUCCUCCUCAGAAAUUGAAGACCAAAGCAUGAUGGGGAAAUUCGUCAAAGUUGAAAGACAGGUUCAUGACAUGGGGAAGAAACUGGAUUUUCUUGUUGAUAUGCACAUGCAGCACAUGGAACAGCUCCAAGUCCAAGUUACAGAGUACUACCCAACCAAAAAGGCCACUGCUACCCCAGCAGAGGUAGAGAAGAAAGAGGAGAACCAAUAUUCUGAAUUGAAAACCAUUAUCUACAACUAUUCUGAACCCUGCACCCACGAAACCCCCUACAGCUUCCACCAGGUUCCUGUCAACAAAGUCAGCCCCUAUGCUUUCUUUGCACAUGACCCAGUGAGCUUGCCUCGAGGUGGAGGAGGAGGAGGAGGGCCACCAUCAGAGAGGGAGAAGCUCCAGAGGACUCUGCCCUCCUCAGUCCCCUAUGCAGAAAGACCCACCGUCUUGCCUAUCCUCACUCUCCUAGACUCUCGGGUGAGCUACCACUCCCAAGCUGAGCUACGCAGCCCCUACCAGGAACGAAUCUCACCCAGGCAGAGACGGAGCUUCACCAGGGACAGUGAUACACCAUUAUCCCUUCUCUCUGUCAACCAUGAAGAAUUAGAACGCUCACCCAGUGGCUUCAGCAUCUCCCAGGACAGAGACGAUUACCUUUUUGGCCCAAAUGGGGGCUCGAGUUGGAUGAGGGAGAAGCGUUACCUGGCUGAGGGAGAGACCGACACAGACACAGACCCCUUUACCCCAAGUGGUUCUAUGCCUUUGUCUUCAACAGGGGAUGGGAUUUCAGAUUCCAUAUGGACUCCUUCCAACAAGCCAGUUUAAAAGGGGAGGAGGGGUCACUGGAUGGCCUCUCCUUGUAAUGUAGACAAACUUUGUAUAGCUCACUUACUCUUACACCCAAAGCUUACUAGUUGGAAUACCAAUGGCUGCAUUCAAUGCAUGUGUUAGUAUUAGUCACUGCACCAUUCCAUGGGGAUUUACAGCUGCAUUUUUUUUUCCAAGACACCACACGGAAGCCGCUUCAUUCUGAGCAUGCUUUGCAUGACUUUACACUAUAUAAAUGGUACCGCUACUUUCUUCUAGAAUACAUAUCUAUCUGCUAUUCUUAUUUAAAAACCACAAUUGGGCCUGUGCAGGAAGAGACUAUAGAAGAUUCCAUGCUCCUUUUCUUUUAUAAACAGAGAACAUAGUUCCAGUGAGUUCUAGAAUCACUUCCCAUUUGUGUUCUAGCACCUGCCCUAAAAUCUGCACCCAUCUCUCAAAAUAAUGAAUUUAUUUUCUUGAUAACUUCACUAGCUCUCAGAAAUUCCCAGAAUGGAGAGCAAGUGCAGUGAGGUCUGGCCCCCUGCAUUAAUUUGAUGCAACUUAAGUUAAAAUAAUUACUUUUGGAGGAAUUCUGAUUUCAUUCAUGUAUGGACCUCCCACAGCAGAAAUUCUCUCCACUGAGGCCAUUUAGCAACCUCUCUGUAACUAAUCUUACAGAGCUGUGUAGGAACCCUGAGAAGGUUAGUGAUGCCCCUGUUCACAUGUAGCUGGUAUGUGUCCAAAGCAGGCCCUGAAAACAGGUCUGACUCUCUCCAAGGCCAGCCCUCUAACCUCUAUAUCAUGUUAUUUUUCCUUCAAUAUAAUACAGAGGAAAAGGAAGGGUACCUAUCUCUUUUCCCAUACCAUGGAUACCUUAAUCUAUAAAGAAACUAGAAAAAAAAAUUUUGAGGCUUCCAAAUAGGAUUUUACCGAAUAAAGAACACUUUGCUACUAAUCCCAUUGUGCUCAAAAAAGGGCCCAGUUUCUAUUCCCUGCAGGUAAUCUUUUGCAAAAUGUCCACAGGGAAUAGAUUCAACUUUAGAGAUCAUUUGGAUUAAUCCCCAUUAAUCACAUCUUUACAUGUGAGUAAAAUGAGGCCUAGAGAGGUUAAAUGACUUUCCUAAAGUCAGAGCAGCAGAACACAGGACUCAGGACUUCUAAGCCAUUUACAUGUUCUGUGUAGAAAACAGGGAUCAGAAAUCAUACUGAGAGUUAUACUAGAAUCACAGACAUCCAAGAGACCUUAGAAAUCACCUAGGC